Messenger RNA from Suillus plorans, 610 nucleotides. RefSeq lists its product as uncharacterized. The record is from RefSeq and is a predicted model, not a curated record. Lineage: Eukaryota; Fungi; Basidiomycota; Agaricomycetes; Boletales; Suillaceae. Bases 171 to 551 code for a protein of 126 amino acids. The transcript is spliced from 3 exons.
UAAACGAAGAGUCCUGAUUAUUAUAACCCCGGGUAUCCUCUCGGUCUUAUGAUAUGUCCGCGUGUAGUUGAGCGCUCAUGUGUUGAUCGAAGUUGACCUCCUGUUCUCCUCAGGUAGUUCGAAAGAACGUUGCGAGAUAAAGUAUAAAAGCACCCUCACUUAUUUUCACGAUGCUCGUCACCUUUGCCACUAUUGUUGUGGCAUAUCCCACACCAGAAAUGGGGGCGGAUUGUACUUCUUUGGCUCAGCACGGCCUUCCCUGUAACAUCGUUGUUUUUGACACUAGGGACCCUGGUUCUCCUGGUUCACCUGGUUCGCUUGACUCUCCUGACUCUCCUGAUUCACCCGACUGCCCUGACUUCCCUGACUCGCCCGACUCUCCCGAUUCUCCCGACUCGCCCGACUCGCCUUCUAGGCGUGAGGAUGCUGAACCUAACUAUGUCCACCAGAGAGGUAAGUCAUUAUAUGCCUGGUGGAUUAAUCGAUCACCCAUGUGUAACACUUAUCGCAACAGAGGCUUCUGGCUACCAGUCCAACACCAAGAGGUGUGACGACUAACAUGUAUCUAAGAGAGGUAUUGGUAUUGCUGCUCUUUGUUUCUACUAUCAUU